This is a messenger RNA of Clupea harengus (Atlantic herring), 3348 nucleotides long. It is a transcript of the gene frmd4a, whose product is annotated as FERM domain-containing protein 4A. Gene Ontology annotation, cellular component: adherens junction; bicellular tight junction; cytoskeleton. The record is from RefSeq and is a predicted model, not a curated record. Gene Ontology annotation, biological process: establishment of epithelial cell polarity. Lineage: Eukaryota; Metazoa; Chordata; Actinopteri; Clupeiformes; Clupeidae.
GCGAGAAUGUGUCACUUUACUUAACUGACUGGAGGCUGAGAAGCAGGGAGACAGAGCGACAGAAGGAAGAGACGAGGCGAAGGAGCCUUCCUGAGCCAGGACAACACCGGCUCUAAACACACACACACACGCGCGCGCGCCGCUUCCAGACAGGACAGGACGCUGCUCACCGCUUCACACACACACACACACACACACACACACACUCUGUGUCUUUCUCACACACAAACACACACACUGAUGAUGGUGGUACAGGCAGCGGCGGUGACUCCAGGUCGGAGCCGCCGGCUCUUGCUCAAACUACCGGUGGGAACACUGAGACGCAGCAGCGAGGAGAGGAUGACGGAGGGGCGGCGAUGUCAGGUCCAUCUCCUGGAUGACAGGAAGCUGGAGCUCCUGGUGCAGCCCAAGCUGAUGGCCAAGGACCUGCUGGACCUGGUGGCGUCCCACUUCAACCUGAAGGAGAAGGAGUACUUUGGGAUUGCCUACACAGAUGAGACCGGUCACUUAAGCUGGCUGCAGCUGGACAGACGUGUGCUGGAGCACGAGUUCCCCAAGAAGUCUGGACCCAUCAUCCUCUACUUCUGCGUAAGGUUCUACAUUGAGAGUAUAUCGUAUCUGAAGGACAAUGCCACCAUCGAGCUCUUCUUCCUCAAUGCAAAGUCCUGCAUAUAUAAGGAGCUGAUUGAGGUGGAGAGUGAGAUAGUCUUUGAGCUGGCCUCCUUCAUUCUCCAGGAGGCGAAAGGAGACUUCACCAGUAAUGAUGCCACCAGGUGUGACUUGAAGAAGCUGCCCGCUCUGCCCACGCAAGCUCUUAAAGAGCACCCAUCACUGGCCUACUGUGAGGACCGAGUCAUUGAGCAUUACAAGAAGCUGAGCGGUCAGUCCAGAGGCCAGGCCAUUGUGAACUACAUGACUAUAGUAGAGUCUGUGCCUACAUAUGGAGUUCAUUACUAUGCUGUAAAGGACAAGCAGGGCAUCCCAUGGUGGCUGGGCCUCAGCUACAAGGGCAUCUUCCAGUAUGACUACCAGGACAAGGUCAAACCCAGGAAGGUGUUCCAAUGGAGGCAGCUGGAGAAUCUCUACUUCAGAGAGAAGAAGUUCUCAGUGGAAGUCCAUGAUCCCAGAAGGGCGUCGGUGACCCGAAGGACCUUUGGUCACAGUGGCAUCGCCGUGCACACCUGGUACGCCUGCCCUGCUCUCAUCAAGUCCAUCUGGGCUAUGGCCAUUAGCCAACACCAGUUUUAUCUGGACCGCAAACAGAGCAAGUCUAAGAUCCAUGCGGCACGCAGCCUCAGUGAGAUCGCCAUAGACCUGACGGAGACAGGAACCCUGAAGACCUCCAAGCUGGCCAACAUGGGCAGCAAGGGCAAAAUCAUCAGUGGAAGCAGUGGCAGUCUGCUGUCCUCUGGCUCCCAGGAGUCGGACAGCUCUCAGACGGCGAAGAAGGACAUGCUGGCAGCCCUGACACGGCAGGAAGCCCUGGAGGAGACGCUUCGCCCUGCGCCUGGAGGAGCUCAAAACAUCUGCAUCAGAGAGGCCGAGCUGACGGGCAAGCUACCCAAGGAGUACCCGCUGGAUCCGGGCGAGGAGCCGCCAACAGUGCGACGGAAGAUUGGCACGGCCUUCAAGCUGGACGAGCUGAAGAUCAUGCCCAAAGGAGAGGAGGAGGAGCUGGAGCGUCUGGAGCGCGAGUUCGCCAUCCAGUCCCAGAUCACGGAGGCGGCGCGGCGCCUGGCCACCGACCCGCACGUUAGCAGCAAGAAGCUGAAGAAGCAGCGUAAGACCUCCUACCUCAACGCCCUGAAGAAGCUGCAGGACAUCGAGAACGGCAUCAACGAGCACCGCAUCCGCUCCGGCAAGAAGCCCACGCAGAGGGCCUCACUCAUCAUCGAGGAAGCCAAUAUUGGGUCAGAGGACAGCUCUUUGUCUGACGCUCUGGUGCUGGAUGAUGAUGAUACCCAGACCACGGGCACCCCCACCUUCUCCCCUGCGGCGUCCCCCCACAAAGGCCUGCCUCCGCGCCCACACAGCCGCCCCCCUCCCCCGCAGUCUCUGGAGGGCCUUAGGCACCUGCACUACCAGCGCAGCGACUACGACAAGUCCCCCAUCAAGCCCAAGAUGUGGAGCGAGAGCUCCCUGGACGAGCCCUACGAGAGGGUCAAGAAGCGCUCCUCUCACUCUGGGUAGGAUAGUCACAGGCGGUUCCCCAGCACAGGCAGCUGUACCGAGGCGGGGGGCAGUAACUCUCUGCAGGGCAGCCCCAUUAGGAGUCUCCCUAACUGGAACUCCCAGUCCAGCAUGCCCUCUACCCCAGACCUGAGGACUAGAGCGCCUCACUACGUCCAUUCCACUACCCACGCGCUGCACAGUCUGGCCCAGCACUUCCGCCACCGCAGCUCCAGCCUGGAGUCGCAGGGUAAGCUGCUGGGCCUGGAGGUUGAGGCGGGCGCCUCCUCGCCGGACCUCUGCCCGCACACGCCGGGCACCAACGGCUCCGACCCCCUGGACGACUGCUCGUCCUGCACCAGCCAGUCCAGCUGCGAUCACUUCUACCCGCCGGGCCAAAGCCGGUUCCUCCUCGGCGCCACCGGCCACGCCAACUACUCCACGCUGGCCGAGGACUCGCCCUCCAAGGCCGCCAGCCGCCAGCGUCAGCGCCACCGCUCCGCCGGCCACCUGGGCAGCUCCAACUCGGGCAGCAUGCCCAACCUGGCGGCAUCCCGCGGAGGGCCCGGCUGCAGCGGGGCCGGCGGCUCGGGGUCCAGCUCUGGGGUGAUCGGCGGGCCCCAGCACGGCGUCUACAUGAGCAGCCAGAGCCAGCCGUCGUCGCAGUACCGCAUCCGCGAAUACCCGCUCUACGUAGACGGCGGCAGCCCCGCCGGCGUUGUGGUGCGCAGCCUGGAGAGCGACCAGGAGGGCCACUACAGCGUCAAGGCCCAGUUCAAGACCUCCAACUCCUACACGGCCGGCGGCAUGUACAAGGAGGGCUGGGGCGGCGAGGACGGCGAGGGGAGCAGCGGGCGGCUCACGCCCUCGCGCUCAACAGAUCGUCGGACUCCGUCGCUGGGCCGAGAUGGGGGGGGGGCAGCCGGCGGCGGCAGCGGGGGAGAGAGCGGCGUGUCGGAGGAGCUGCGCUGCUGGUACCAGCGCUCCAGCGGCUCCAUCAAGGAGACGAGCGGACGCAGCAGCCGGGUGGGAACGCUGGUCAAAGGGUCGCCAGUGGCCUCCCCACAUAGUCAGCGGAGUGGAACUCCGUCCAGUGAGCUGGCAGCAACACCCCCCAUCAGUCCACAGCAUAUUCUGAGCUGGCAGAGCGGGUAAGACAGAGUGUGUGUGUGUGUGUGU